UCAGUAUCAUAAACUUCUUAACCUUUUAAAAUUGUUCAUUGGCAUUCGUUUUAAUAAUUAAUCAGUCGUUAUAAAUUGUAACAUAAUAAAGUUUUCUUUCAUUAAAUAUUAUAAGAAAUAAGCUUAUUGGUGAAUAUAUUGAUAAGCGUUUGUUGGUUUCAAAGUUUUUUUUAGUUAAAAUGGAAAAUUCUAACUCACGCGACAAUGUUCAAGCGUUGAUGUUGCAGGACCAAAAUUUAACUGAAAAAAUAGAAAAGGUUAAAAACAAUUUGAAAAUACUUCGAAAUGAACAAAUAUUGCUAUCAAGUAGUAAUUGGAAAAUGGAGAUCGAUGUUAUGAAUUUACAAUUAGAAAACAAACAUUUAGAAGAUGAAGUAAAUAGAAAAAAUCAGUCAUUUAUUAAUAUGAAUAAAAAUUGCAAACAAUGCAAAGAUCGUAAUAAGAAAGAACUUCAAGAUUUCCGUGGUUUUUUUGAUAAUGAAUCAAGACAUUAUUGCGAUUUAUUAUCAAACGCUAAAAAUGAAUAUGAUUCCGAAAGCUUAAAGACUGAUAUCGAAAAUUACGAAAGACAAAUCGCAUUAUUAAAUAAUGACUACAAAAAAAUCCAAACUGAUAUGGAUAAACUAACACAAAAAUUUGGAUUAAUCGAAUUGGGAACAAAUGAAAAAGCUGAACAAGUUAAUAAGAUUAAAUCAACCAUAAACUUCUUAGAAAACUAUGAAUCAGUUAUAUUAUCUGCUGUAAAAUCAUAUAAGAACAAAAUCCGUGACCUAUCUAAAAAAAUUGAACAAAAAGAACGUGAUAUUCUAUCAGCAGCAGAUAAAAAAAUACUUUAGUACCAUUAAUUAUAGUACUGCAAUUAAGUAUCAUUGAUUUAAUUUAUAAUUAUUUAUAUAAUUUUGAAUAAUUAAUUAUGAUACGAAAACAUUACAUGGCUCAA
Microplitis demolitor is the source of this 940-nucleotide messenger RNA. Its product is annotated as serine/threonine-protein kinase MRCK alpha. Bases 180 to 836 code for a protein of 218 amino acids. The record is from RefSeq and is a predicted model, not a curated record. The transcript has 4 exons. Lineage: Eukaryota; Metazoa; Arthropoda; Insecta; Hymenoptera; Braconidae.